GCUCCCCACUGAGCAGGGAGCCCCAUGCGGGGCUCAAUCCCAGGACCCCGGGAUCAUGACCUGAGCCAAAGGCAGACGCUUAAUGACUGAGCCACCCAGACGCCCCAGGAUCAAGCAUCUUGAUAUGGGGAACUACCCUAGAUUAUUCGCUGGGCCCAGGAUAAUCACACCUAUCACAUCCUUAAAGAGAGAGGCAGGAGUGACUGGCAGACUGGAAGGCCAUGGAACGAGGGGAGCAGAGUUAGAAGAUGCUUCCCCUGACUUCGACGAGGGAGGAAGGGGCCACGAGCCAAAGCCUGAAGGCACCUCUAGAAGCUGGAAAGGGCAAGGAAACAUUCUUCCCUGGAGGCUCCAGAAGGAACCCACCCUGCCCACACCUUGAAUUUAGCCCCCUCAGACUCAUCUGGGACUUCUGACCAUAAGGAUUGUCAGAGAAACAGUGUCAAGCUAGGGAUGCAGUCCAUUCCCAUUGCCACAGCUUGUACCAUUUACCAUAAGUUCUUCUAUGAGAUCAACCUGGAUGCCUAUGACCCCUACUUGGUCGCCAUGUCUUCCCUUUAUUUGGCUGGCAAAGUGGAGGAACAGCACCUGCGCACUCGUGACAUCAUCAACGUGUCCAACAGGUACUUUCACCCGGGCAGUGAACCCUUGGAGCUGGACUCCCGCUUCUGGGCGCUCCGGGACAGUAUCGUGCAGUGUGAACUCCUCAUGCUGAGAGUCCUGCGUUUCCAAGUCUCCUUCCAGCACCCACACAAGUACCUGCUCCACUACCUGAUUUCCCUCAAGAACUGGCUGAACCGUUACUGCUGGCAGCGGACCCCCAUUUCCGUCACUGCCUGGGCCCUGCUGCGGGACAGCUACCACGGGGGGCUGUGCCUCCGCUUCCGGGCCCAGCACAUAGCCGUGGCGGUGCUCCACCUGGCCCUGCAGGCCUAUGGGGUUGAGGUGCCCGCCGAGGCCGAGGCCGAGAAGCCGUGGUGGCAGGUGUUUAGUGACGACCUUACCAAGCCAAUCAUUGAUAACAUUGUGUCUGAUCUCAUUCAGAUUUAUACCAUGGACACAGAGAUCCCCUAAGGCCCUGGUCCAGGCCUGCCCAAAGAGAAGCCCGGGAUGCUCGGCUGCCUGGGGACGGCAUCACCGCAUCGCUGUGACGGCUGGUCCCCAGAAGACCAGCUGGGAGGACUGGUUUUGUGCUGCUGGAGACGGGCUGGUGAAGGCGAUGACCUGCUGCCACUUUGAUUCUCAUGCUUUGACUGUCCCUGGCAGCUGUGGUCCAGACGGUGAUGGGAGCCGUGCCUCCUGCGGGCAGGCCGGGGUGCACCAGGGGAAGGGCCCCCAAGGCAUCCGUGUCUGCUUUUGUCCUUUGAGAGGGCACCGACUGCAGUUGAGGUGUGACAUCAGUGGAAGCAAAAUCAAAGAACAGAUGAGACUGCACCCUUGGGGAUUUUUUUAAAGCCAGAUUUAUAGAAAGUAUGAAUGUGCAACAUAGAUGGAAUUUUAUUUUGUAUAAUAAAAGAUGAUACAAAU
This is a messenger RNA of Mirounga angustirostris (Northern elephant seal), 1527 nucleotides long. RefSeq names its product cyclin Q (gene CCNQ). Gene Ontology annotation, cellular component: nucleus. Gene Ontology annotation, molecular function: cyclin-dependent protein serine/threonine kinase regulator activity. The coding region runs from base 454 to 1074 and encodes 206 amino acids. Lineage: Eukaryota; Metazoa; Chordata; Mammalia; Carnivora; Phocidae. The transcript has 5 exons. The record is from RefSeq and is a predicted model, not a curated record. Gene Ontology annotation, biological process: regulation of transcription by RNA polymerase II.